Messenger RNA from Suillus discolor, 1679 nucleotides. RefSeq lists its product as uncharacterized. NCBI's taxonomy places the organism in Eukaryota, Fungi, Basidiomycota, Agaricomycetes, Boletales, Suillaceae. The record is from RefSeq and is a predicted model, not a curated record. The transcript is spliced from 3 exons. The coding region runs from base 71 to 1234 and encodes 387 amino acids.
CGAGCUCAGCUCCAGCACCAGGUAAGCACUCGUUGAUUCGUGAACGGAAGCAUUUUGACAACAUUAUCCUAUGAACGCUGUACUACUUGCUACUUAUCAGGUUCUCUCCUCCCGUGCUACCAACGGCAGUGAUAGCUCAGAUGACUCAAAUUGGAGUCCUAUGCAGAUAACAGCCCCCAUAAUUGUUGGCGUUGCACUCAUUCUGAUCUUUGCUGCAUACAUCAUAUGGCACAAAUGGUCGGACCAUUUCAAAUAUCAUUUUCGCCGGGUUCGAGAUGCAUCCGUCUCGAGAAUUUCACAGGUCUUCACGCCUCAAUAUCGUCGUCGAGUACAGCAUACUAGCGUCCCCGUUACGCUGGAUGAGUCCAUGGCCACCCCACGUCACAUACGAAGAUACCACUCGACAUAUACUCGAUCGGAUUCAACCGAUUCAGAAACACCACUAAGAGACUCCAUCGAAUUCUCUUUCCCACCCCACAAAUAUCAUUUUGAACCUUUGCGCAAACCAACACAUGAGAAGUCUCAGCGACCUGGAAGGCGAUUAUGGCGCUGGUGGGCUCUUUUUGGUGUGGGUCCUCGAGAGGUCAAGCCAAAAGUUCCAAGCGAUCGCUGGGUGGUAGAGGGUCCUGAUGAGAAUAGUACUGUGGGGCACGGGGAUGGAUCGGUCAACAGCCCAAGCGCUGAAACGAGACCAAGAUGGACGAGCGGUCUCGCACCGGUGCAUGAACAGACGAGUGAUGACGAGCUUGACCGAGGAAUCUAUGAAGGGGUCAUCCAAAUCGGAGAUCCUGAUUCCUCCUCUACACACUCAGUGACACCGAUGGCUCCAGAAUACCCCCAAGGUGUUACAGCACCUGUGCCAUCUGGGUCGGUCCCUUCAUCGGCCAGAACGGCAGCACCGGAAUACAGUGCAGCCGGAGGUCGGUAUUCGCCAUCUAAUUCGCGGACCAUGACAACCGCACCAACAACUCAUAUUCAACAAAGUUCCUAUACCCCGGGACCUACCCACUCAAACUCACCCGCCCCUCCGAUGUACAGUUCGAUUUCACAUAGCAGAAAUGCGUCCGUUGAGAGUUAUGUAUAUUCCAGCAACCCUGACCUGACGUCGCUCUAUCCAUCGUCGGUGCGCGCCGUGGCACGGGCUCUCCCGCGUAUAUACCAGCAUGAACGACAAAUGUCGACGGAGAGCAUGCUUGCGAACUCGGCCCCCAUGGUACCACAGAGCAUGUACUAAUCAAUCUCGGUUCCUCGAUAUCCUCGAGGACGAAUAGACGCCAGCGGAACUGUACCCUAAAAAUGAAGUUUGUCAAGGCUGAUAAAUGUUUUUGUAUCCAUUACUACUCGUAGCACCAUGCCUGCCCCCCGCUUCACCCAUUUCCAUGGUGUCCUUUGGCCCGUGCCACGCCCUUCAACAGUCACGACUCCUUCACGUUCGUCCGUUGACAUAUUUUUAUACUAUCUUGCUGUUUCGUGUCUUUGGCACUGAGACAAGGACUCGUUCAUCUCUUUGGUUGUAUUUUUCGUAGCCAUUUGGUGUACUUAUCGUUGUACCAGCGCAAUUCUGAAGACCCGGCAACUAAUCAAAUGUAGUUCUGUUAUCAUUGCUGCGGAAUCUGUUGCAAAUUUUUCUGCUUCGUAUGGUUAUUUCCCGAAAGGAGGUCAAGGCAGCCGAACUAGUG